Molecule: messenger RNA, 975 nt
Organism: Trypanosoma conorhini
Lineage: Eukaryota; Euglenozoa; Kinetoplastea; Trypanosomatida; Trypanosomatidae
Product: ADP/ATP mitochondrial carrier protein
Exons: 1
Coding region: 1-975 (324 amino acids)
Biological process (GO): mitochondrial ADP transmembrane transport; mitochondrial ATP transmembrane transport
Cellular component (GO): mitochondrial inner membrane
Molecular function (GO): ATP:ADP antiporter activity
Source: RefSeq, a predicted model, not a curated record
AUGGAAGAGAGCCAGCCCUACGGUUAUGCGCCGUCGUCAGGCGAGGUGAUGAUCGACAUGGCCGCGUCUCUCUUUGGGGUCGUUUUGCAGCGCGCUGUCAUGGCGCCGUCGUACCGCGUCACCGUCCUGGCGGCUGUGGAGGGGGAGCUGGUGCGCGAGGGGCGGCUGCCGCCCACCGGGUUCGGCGGCAUCGUUGGCUGCGUGCGGCGCGUCUACGCGAAGGAGGGCCUCAGGGCCUUCUUCCGCGGGUUCCUGACGGACGCCGUUCUCGCCGUGCCGUCCGCGGUCAUGGAGGAGGUGAGCUCGUCGCUGGUGUCAGGGGCGUUGGGGGCGGUGCUGCCCUACGAUAGCGUGGAGCGCAUGCCGGUGUGGGUCUACGUCUCCCUCUCGCUCGCCUCCACCUCGGCAGCGGUGCUUCUGGCCACGCCGGUGACGGGGAUUCACAACACCAUCGUGACCAACUACGUGGGCGACAUCGUCGCGCCCCACGCCGCGGCCGGGAAGGCGGAGAAGGACGCCCAGCAAGAGGCGACGGCGGAGGAGCGUGAGGAGGCCGCGGAAGAGUCGUACAAGUACAAGUCCGCGACGCAGGCGGCGGCGAGCAUCCGCAAGCGCUGCGGAUUUCGUGGGUUUUACUACGGUGUUGGGCUGGACGCGAUGGCUGUGUUUGCGUACCGCGGCACGUACUAUUACGGACUGCAGCUUCUUCCGGCUGUGGUGCAGGAGCAGUACCCGUACGCCGUCGCGCGCGUUUUGGCCGUUGUGGCCGGAUGCCUCACGCAGCCGUUUGAAGUCGUCACUCGACGCAUGCAGCUCACCGCGUCCUCGGAGAAGGGGAGGUACAGGAGCAUGGUGGACUGCGCCCGCACGAUUGUGGCGGAGGAGGGCUACAUCGGACUCUGGGCGGGCCUGCGGGCGCGGUUGCUGGUGACGUGCGUUGGGAUGGCCGUUGUUGAGCUGCGCCGUUUUCUUUGA